Molecule: messenger RNA, 2295 nt
Organism: Peniophora sp. CBMAI 1063
Lineage: Eukaryota; Fungi; Basidiomycota; Agaricomycetes; Russulales; Peniophoraceae
Source: the annotation of a GenBank genome assembly
AUGUCUCUACCUCCAUCUCACGCUCAGAUUUUGAUAGUAGGCGGGGGACCUGCGGGUUCCUACGCUGCAGCCGCUCUGGCUCGGGAGGGUUUCCACGUUGUACUCUUUGAGGCAGCAGUAUUCCCGAGAUACCACGUCGGCGAAAGCCUGAUACCUUCGGCUCGACACCAUCUGAGCUUCAUUGGCGUGGACCACAAAGUCGAAGCGGCUGGCUUUACGGUCAAGCCUGGCGCCGCCAUGAAGUUUACGCAGCACAAACAAACUGGCUACACCGAUUUCAUCGCUUUGGGAGCAGAUCGAUACGUGUGGAAUGUCUGCCGUGCCGAUUUCGACGACCUAUUACUCAAGCACGCCCAAGAGGAAGGCGUUCUCGUCUUCCAGCGUACCAAGGCCACCGGUGUAUCUUUCAACGAUUCUGGACGACCGAUCUCGGCUACGUACACUACGGCCAUGGAUUCUGGUCCGGGUUCAGAUAUCUCAACGGAACGAAUCAUUACUUUCGACUACCUUAUUGACGCGUCGGGUCGCGCGGGCAUCCUCUCCACGCGAUAUCUCAAGUCACGCAAUUACAAUAAGGCGCUUAAGAACGUGGCGACAUGGGCGUAUUGGCGCGGAGCUGGUACUUACGGCGCCAAUACUCCCGCCGCAGGCGCACCGUUGUUUGAAGCUUUGUCUGACGAGUCUGGUUGGGCAUGGUUCAUACCUCUACAUGGCGGGCUAACGUCCGUUGGUAUCGUGCGCGACCAGCAAGCGCUAACCUCCCGCAAACCCUCUUCGCCAACAGAAAGCCUUCCGAGCUCCCUUCACGUGGCACCUCGUCCACCGACGACACCUGAGCGUACUACGCGCGCUCGAGGCUAUUCCCUCCUCUCUCCUUCCACGCCUAUCAGUCCAUUGUUCGCAAGAUUCGCUACCAAUACGCCGAGUACUGCUCCAUCUACCCCGCCACCAAUCCCAUCCCCUGUGACCAUGCCUAAACUUCGCCUGGAAACGACCCCGCCCCUCAACGCAGCACCUUCGAGCCCCAGUUCGUCUUACGAUGGUCGCCCACUUGAUCUGCCCUUCUCUCCUGGAGGGUCUCUGGCUGGUGAUCGCAGGGGCUCAGCCGCAGACGUCGGGGAUGGCGCUUCCCAGAGGACUGGCGCGAAGCGGUACCUGCAUGCACUUGACUUAGCACCUACUAUUAAGGAACUUCUCGGGCCGCAGGCGGAAUUGAGCAGGCAUGGUGAUCCCAGCCGGGCCGCUCGCGCUACCGAAGAUGCGAGCACGGGUACGGAUGCGUGGGAGGACGCAUUCAUACGCACGGCGAGCGACUUCAGCUAUUCUGCGGCGUCAUACGCAGGCGAAGGAUACCGCAUCGUAGGCGAUGCUGGUGCAUUCAUUGACCCGUUCUUCUCGUCGGGAAUACACCUAGCCAUGACAUCUGGGCUCUCUGCUGCCGCAUCCAUUGCGUCGGCGAUCCGGAGUGAGGUCGCCGAAAGCGACGCGAGCUCAUGGUAUACAUCUCGGGUCACCGUAUCGUAUACAAGGUUCUUGGUUGUCGUGCUCAGUGCCUAUAAGCAGAUGCGUUCACAGAGCGCUGAUGUUCUGAACGAUGUCGGAGAGAACAACUUUGACCGCGCAUUCAGAACACUCCGGCCCGUGAUUCAAGGCAGCGCGGACCUCGGACCGUGCGCUACCGAAGAGGAAAUCCAACGCGCUCUCGACUUUUGCACCGAUUUGUUUAUACCGACCUCAUCCGACGAACAUGCCGCCGUGCGCGCGCGCAUCGCAGCCAUGUCCGUUGCAGAUCCGGCUUCACGCGCCCAAUCAGCGAUGCACCCACCAGAGCCUGGCUUGGCGACCGCGCCUCCUCGCAUGCACGGUCGCAAGCGUAGCGGCACGAUUGACCGUGUCUUGCAGUGGUUCAAGGCUGCAGACGAGGAUAACGAACACCCUCCCAGACCCGCACUUCCCCCUCGCGCGGACUCCGAGCCUUUACGCCCAGGCCCUAUCCAUGUUGAUACACUGCUCGACGUGCGCGCACCCGUGUUAGGCGCGCAGACGCUGGAGGCUGCGGCGCGCAUCACCUCCCGAGGAAAGUCCGCUACGAGCGGAAAGGAUGCCGCAGCGGAAGCGGAAGAGGAAACUCGGCGCGUUCUUGCGAAAAUCAACGCACGGAGGGUCAUCCACUCCGAGCAUGGCGGUCUUCACUCACUUGAGGAAGAGGCGCUGGGCCCGCUUGGAUUGCGGGUCCAUCUAGAGCGGGGAAGGCUGGGGCUUAACUCGAACAUCACUGCAGUAGAUGGCACCUGA